Messenger RNA from Hipposideros armiger (great roundleaf bat), 3307 nucleotides. RefSeq names its product vexin (gene VXN). Bases 396 to 1010 code for a protein of 204 amino acids. The transcript has 6 exons. The record is from RefSeq and is a predicted model, not a curated record. Gene Ontology annotation, biological process: neuron differentiation; neurogenesis. Lineage: Eukaryota; Metazoa; Chordata; Mammalia; Chiroptera; Hipposideridae.
CCAGCCAAGCUUGGCGCUAACCGAGUAGGCGAUUUCACUUCAUCACUUCACAAAAGACUUCCAAAUUCACUGCGGCAGACACGGCAAAAUAAAAAUGUUAAAUACAUCCUGGCUGGGAGGGGGCUGAAGUCUCCAGGCUCAAUCAAAGGUUUGCAGUAAUAGGAUUCAUAAAAAAAAAAAAAGAAAGAAAAGAAAAGAAAAGACAGAUGGGAUUAGAAAAUGUUGCAGCGAAGACUGGAAUGAGAUGAGAUCACAGCACCAGCCUGUCUUUUGUGGACCUGCACAAUGAUACAAUGAUUCCCUGUGCCACACUGGAUUAGGAAACCUCGCGACCAGGGGGGUUCAGAGAGAGACCUCCGGUUCCCAGGCACUUUGGGGGAGAGAAGGCUGAAACGAUGCAUCAGAUUUACAGCUGCAGCGACGAAAAUAUAGAAGUUUUCACCACUGUGAUUCCUUCCAAGGUGUCCAGUCCAGCCAGAAGAAGAGUCAAAAGCUCUCAACACCUCUUGGCCAAGAAUGUGGUGAUCGAAUCGGACCGCUAUCCGCCCCGACCCCUGGAGCUGCUGCCACUCCGCGGCGACCGCCGGGACGGCGAGGGCCGCAGGUCGGGCCGGCUCCAAAGCCCGUGGCAGCAGGGACCCCACCCUGCCAAGACCCCUGCCAGACCCGUGGGCAUUGCUGAACCCAAAUCAUCAAAUCUGUGUGGGAGUCGAGCCUAUGGAAAGUCUUUGAUUCCUCCUGUGGCCCGGAUCUCCGUGAAAGCCCCCGCCACUGUCCUGGAGGCAGCAGUCACAGGCUCAGAGAACAGAACUGUUCUGACAAGAGGAUCCAGACAUCUCAAGAAGAUGACUGAAGAGUAUCCAACCGUUCCCCAGGGAGCGGAAGCCUCCCUACCACUGACAGGAAGUGCUUCCUGCAGUGUCCCCAGCAUCCUCCGGAAAAUAUGGAUGAGACACAAGAAGAAGUCUGAAUAUGUGGGAGCUACCAACAGCGCCUUUGAGGCCGACUAAGGGUGCGCCUCCCCGGGUGCCCUGCAUUGGCCAAAGUUCACUGCACAGAGGGAGAAAACUGGAUUGGAAUGAAACCACAUCCACCUCUGCUUGUAGCUGGUCUGAACACAUCAUCGCCCUUACUAACCCAUCACUCUGGCUUAGGAUGCAGAAAAGGAACUUCCCUUGAAGGCAAAAGAAAACAGUUCCUUCUUAGAGCCGCUAAAGCCACUGGUCUGAAAGUGACUUUGGGAGGUCAUAAGUUUAUAUCCGUAUCUUUAAGGAAAGCCACACCAAAAUCAAUUUUUUCCAUCCCAUUUUAAAGACCUCCAAAGAAAGGAAGCAGGUGGUUCUUCCAUCUUCAUUGUGAGUUAUUCUAAUGUAUGUGAUUUCUAGUAUAAAUGGAAGAGUUUGAUGUUUGAGGCACUUGUAAACACAAUGGUUCUUACUAUCCCUGUUAUCACAUUUAUUUCAUCUUGACAAGGUACAAUUUUUAAUGACCGAGCACUACAUAUUUACUUAGUAGUUCAAGUAUCCGAUUGAGAGUAUGGUCAAGAUGGGUUUUGAUGACCAUUUGACACAAUUGCAUGAAUUCUCUAGUCUUUUACAUGCAGUUUUUCUAUAGAAAAACAUGAUUAAAAAUUAAAUGUUAAAUGCUAAUGUUUUCUGAAAUGGUAUAGUCUAGUGGUAUUAAUAUCUUGCUUUGGUAUAAUGAUUGUAACUUUUGAAAGUUAAAAUCCAUUAUCUCUUAUCUUCUCAAAAUCCCUGUUACAGAAAGCACAAUUGUUCCUGAUCUACAGAUGCGAGAGCCAGGCCUUAAGGAGUGGUAUAACUAGAUACUAGACAGUGGAACUAGAUACUAGGUCUUCAGCUUCUCCACCAGACUCCUUGCUUUGCUUAUUCUAGCAGCUGAUUUGAAGAAGGUUUUGAGGGGUAAGCAUAUGUCUUUGGGGGUAAUCUUUGAAGGGAAAAAUUUGAUAAAGUUGGAAUAAGUAAGUGAUUUGAAUGAAAUACAUCAUUAUGCAUUAGGUAGAACCAAAAAAAUUGCCAUGUUUAUAGAUCAAAAACAAUUUGUUAUCAAUUUCAUAUAGUUCAACCUAAUAUAUAAUAUGAUGUUUUCCUUCCUUCAAUGGAAAUGUCAUCAUCAAUUCCACUGUCAACAUCAAUAGCCUUAAAAAGAUAAUACGAUAAUGAUAGCUAUCAUUUAUUAAAUGCCUACUAUAUGCCAAACAUGAUACUGAGCAUUUUACCUACAUUAUCCCAAUAUUUCUAACAACUCUCAGUUAGCUGGCCUUGCCCAUUUAACAGACACCAGUUUACAGCAGUUAAAUAAUUAGUCUGAAGGCACCUAAUCAUAUGGGUAUCAGGCUUCAAUUCCUGUGUUAUAUCUACUCCUUCACAGAGAAUAGUUCAGAACAUAGGGAUGGACCAAAGUUAGUAAAUUAUUUUGAUCUCAAAUGCUAACCAUAGUUUAUUGGCAGAGGCUGCUGGGAGUUCUGUGUGGAGAUGGAAUCUGAGAUGAAGGAGAGCCGUGAUCAAUUAGUAAUGCCUGCCUAUGGAGGGGCUCAGUGGCAUUAUGCCUUGUGUAUUGUCACCUGUGACCUCAACUCUGCCACCAUAAGGCUUGUUUUCUCAUUCGGAAGUUUAAAUGAAUCCAACUCACUUGAUAGAGCCUGACACUCCAUGGUGAAAUUUAACGGUAUGACUAGUUUGGAAAUUGCCAUGUCUUGGUACAAAGAAGAAUUUGGCCACAUUACUAUCUCAGACUCAACUGCUUGCUCUUCAUAUGUUGCUGCUCUGUGGCCGUGUGCUGCUUUUUGCUAAGUUACUAUUUGCAUAUUUCCAGGUGAACCAUGAGAAGGCAUGAGGGGAUAAGAGGCCUCGGCUUCUAGGCUUUUACCUUGCUGAUCUCUGCUCUUCAACCGUUUUAGAUUCUGCAAACUCAGUCCUUGCAUCAGAACACGCUUUGGAGAUUUGGGUAUCAAGUGGUCUUUCAAUGAGGGCCUAGUCUCAAGGGACUGUCUAAUAGUCUUACCCGGUAUAGAUAAUGGGACCCAGAGCAAAGUUAGGGAGCAAACAGGUGAUUUAUGCUGGCCCAAUCAAGCAGAGUAUCCUAAGACUAUUUAUUUUAAAUUAUUUAAUUUAUAACUAAUGCCCUCUAUUUGUAUGUGGCAGCUGGAGAUUUCUGUAGGAUGCAGCUAACUUAUUUAUUUUUAAUUUAAAUAUUUCAUGAUGAAGUGUUUGCCUUGUAUAGAACAUUUUCAUUGGCCAAGUCAAAUAAAAAUAAAGUAUGCUUUGUCUGUGACAUCAAUAAACCA